GCAGAAGUUGCCACCGUUCCGACACCAACUUUUCACCUCCGUAACACCUGCGAAUGGAUGCGCACUUCACUAAUGACAAGGUCUUGAGACGCUGUGCCUCCUUGGUUAAUAUCUAAGACAACUCGCGUUGGGUUGAAGCGCGUGCAUUGCAUUGUUACGCCUCGGAUGUUUUUUGGUAGGUGAUUAGUGUCCGGUAUAUGUUCUCUCAACGGGACUAGUGGUGUCUUGGAGGUCGCGAUCGAAAGGUGCGAUGAAGCUGCUCUGCUGGAGCGUUCUGCUGGGAAUGCAAUGGAUUCUGAGAAAGGUGCACGGCUUGGAGAAACAGGUGGGCAAGUCUUUGGACUACCUGGAGCCGGGAGCGUCCGGGACCGUCUUCAAGACUCUUCCAUACGGAGUUUCCGGUGGAGGAGGAACAGGUCCGACAGGUGGAGUCAAACCCCCGUACCAAACGUCCCGGAUAUUCUCCACUAUGGACCAAACGCCCAUUAAACCAAAACCACCCAUGAUCAGCUUCCAGAACCCGUACGAAUGGGUCCGAAACCAGUCGAUGCUCCUCGAUCAAACAGGCUACCGCCCGAAACGCAAACCGUCCCUCAAAACCUCCAUGAAGACUAAGAAGAUCUUUGGCUGGGGAGACUUUUACUUCAAUGUCAAGACCCUCAAGUUCAGUCUGCUCGUCACGGGGAAGAUCGUGGACCACGUCAACGGCACGUUCACCGUCUACUUCCGCCACAACUCCUCGAGUCUGGGAAACGUGUCCGUGAGCAUCGUUCCCCCAUCGAAGAUCGUCGAGUUUGAAGUUCUUCAUCCACAGAACCCUCUUCAUCCGGAGAUCCAGUUCCACCAGCCGCAUCAGUCCACCGUCGACCCCAAAGACAUCAAAACCUUCAACUGUCGCGUCGAGUACGAAAAGACGGAUCGCUCCAAGAAGCCCAAACCUUGCCUGUACGACCCGUCCCAGACCUGUUUCACCGAGAACACCCAGUCGCACUCGUCCUGGCUCUGCGCCAAACCUUUCAAAGUCAUCUGCAUCUUCAUCUCCUUCUUCAGCAUCGAUUAUAAGCUGGUGCAAAAGGUUUGUCCGGACUACAACUUUCAGAGUGAACAUCCGUACCUCGGAUGA
This is a messenger RNA of Xyrauchen texanus (razorback sucker), 1123 nucleotides long. Its product is annotated as neurexophilin-2. The transcript has 2 exons. Bases 251 to 1123 code for a protein of 290 amino acids. NCBI's taxonomy places the organism in Eukaryota, Metazoa, Chordata, Actinopteri, Cypriniformes, Catostomidae. Gene Ontology annotation, molecular function: signaling receptor binding. The record is from RefSeq and is a predicted model, not a curated record.